CUGAAAUGGGUGUUUGUCCUGCUGCGUUGCGCCCUAGUUUGUUUUCAGGUUAAAAUCCGUGCAGAUACGGAAAUGGACCCCGGUGAAGACUGGAUCAAGAGUGAAAAUGAAGAGGUAGCUCCCCAGCAACUGGACCGUGAGCCAGGGGACUCCGACAAGCCAUCCAAGAUGUUAUGGGUGGAGAGUGAAGACUUCCUGGAUUCUGAGCAGCCCGAAGGCCACAAGAGAGACUUGAAGACUCCUCAGGAUACGUUCUCCGGGGAGAUCUGUUUUGACUAUGAGAACAGCCCUGGGAGGGUCUACUCAAAUGACAGGCCAUUCAAGUGUGACGUUUGUGAGAAGAGCUUCCGUCACAGUUCCAGCCUGCUUACCCAUCGGAGGCUCCACACAGGGGAAAAGCCUUACAAAUGCACCGACUGUGGGAAGAGCUUCAACACCAGUUCGGCCCUCAUAGUACACCGCAGGACCCAUACCGGGGAGAAAUCUUACGUGUGCUCAGACUGCGGGCGGUGCUUCAGUGAAGGCUCGGUGCUCAUCAAGCACUGGCGAAUCCACACGGGAGAAAAGCCUUACAAGUGCUCGAUAUGUGGGAGGGGCUUUCGUCAGAGCUCGCAACUCCGGGCCCACGAGAGGACCCACACGGGUGAAAAACCCUACGAGUGCCAGGACUGCGGGAAAUGUUUCAGCACCAGCUCAAACCUCUCAGCCCAUCAGAGGACCCACACUGGGGAGAAGCCCUACAUAUGCACGGAAUGCGACCGGCGCUUUGGCCACAAGUCACAUCUCAUCUCCCACCAGAAGACCCACACGGAAAAACUGCACGCUUGUCCCGACUGCCCCGCAAGCUUCCGCAUGAUCCACCAGCUCCUGGUCCAUCGCAAAUCCCACCAGGAGGAGAGGCGCUACAAAUGCCUGCUCUGCGGGAAGACCUUCAGUUACAGCUCGGCCCUCCUUGCUCAUCAGAGGAUGCACACGGGGGACAGGCCUUUCAAGUGCCUAGAAUGUGGGAGGAGUUUCAUUCGGAAUUCGGACUUGAACAAGCACCAAAGAAUCCACACGGGGGAGAAGCCCUAUGAGUGUCCCGAGUGUGGGAAGAGGUUUAAUCAGAGCUCACACCUGGUUAGCCACCGAAGAGUCCACUUUAAAAACGCUGCAAAAAAUUCUGGUGUGAGCCCAGCUGCUCCAAUGCAGCAAGAGACAGAAUCUUUCUGAAGAUCCACCUCAUCUCCCUACUCUACUUACAGCUGUUUUUUAUAUGUUAUUUAAUAAGCAUGAACUGGAAUGGAUGUAUUCCAUGCUUUUAAACCAAUCAAAACUCUGCACCAAAGUAAUUUCAGAUUAUCCAUCAAGGAAAGAUUAUUUUGGCCUGCAUCCCUUAUGCAAAUUAAGCACAUUUGCAUAUUUUAAGGUAUUUUGUUCUGCAUCUGCGGGUCACAUGGAAGGGCAAAGAGCUAUCUAAGUAGUUAAAGCUUC
Messenger RNA from Gekko japonicus, 1473 nucleotides. RefSeq names its product zinc finger protein OZF-like. The record is from RefSeq and is a predicted model, not a curated record. The coding region runs from base 73 to 1212 and encodes 379 amino acids. Lineage: Eukaryota; Metazoa; Chordata; Lepidosauria; Squamata; Gekkonidae. The transcript is spliced from 2 exons.